AUGAACCAGUUUCAUAGAAUAUCAUUUUUCUUAUUAUUUUUAAAUUUAUACAUUUAUGAAAAUAAUGCUGUCAUCAACCAAGUUGUAAACCUGAAAAAAACUAAUUUGAGAAAUGAAUCACAAAUAAAAUAUGUUUCAUUACAAGAUGAAGAAGACAGUGUGAUUGCAGGAAAUGAAGGUGAUCCGAAUACAGAUGUAGCAUCCACUGCAUUAUCACAAAAUACAGAAGAAGAAAAUAAGAAAAAUACAGAAGAAAUAAAAAAAGAGCCCUUAAAAACAGAAACAGCACUACAGGAAACUGAGGCAGCAGAAAAAAUAGGAGAAGAGGAAAAAGAAAAACAGGAGGCACAAAAUGCUUUAGAACAGGCAAAAAAAUUAGAAGAGGGGGUAAAAAAUGAAGCCUUAAAAGCAGAAACAGCAAAAAAAAAAGCGGAGACAGCACUACAGGCAGCGGAUGAAUUAGAAAAAAGGGCAACAGAGGCAGCAGAAAAAAUAAAAGCGAAGGGGAAAACAAAAGAGGCGGCGCAAAAGGCUUUAGAACAGGCAAAAAAAUCAAAAGAGGAGGCCAAAAAAUUAGAAGAGGAAGUAAAAAAAUUAGAAGAGGGUGUAAAAAAAUUAGAAGAGGAUGUAAAAAAGUUAGAAGAGGAGGCAAAAAGAUCAGAAGAGAAGAUAAAACAAUUAGGAGAGGAGGUAGAAAACCAAGAACAGGACGUGAUAGAAGAGGAGAACAAAUCAGAAGAGGAUGCAAACAAAUUAGAUAAGGAGACAAAAAAUCAAGAACGGGAAGCGACAGAAGAGGAGAAAACAUCAGAAGAAGCAAAAGAAUCAGUAGUAAAAGGAAACAGUGAAGAAGAGACAGAGGCUUCAACAAGAAAUGAAGAAAAUACAGCAGAACCACAAAAGGAAGAAGAAAAAGAGGAUAAUGCAAAGGAACAAGGUGAUACAGCAGGACCAAGUGAGGCAAAAAAAGAGGAAAUAUCUAAAAAAUUAGAAGAAAUAAAAACUUCGACUAAAGCAGCGGAACAAGCAGCCGAUAAUGCAGAAAAGGCAAGAGCACGCGUCGAAUUGGCAGCUGAAGUAGCAGAACAAAUGGUAAAAGUAGAAAACUCAAAAGAAGAAGCAAAAAUUUCAGCUACUGCAGCAGGUAAAGCAAAAGAAGGAGCAUUAACUGCAGCAUCAGAUUCUAAAGCACAGGGCGUGAUAGAAGCAAAAAACACGGUCGAGAAAGAGGCCAAAACUGCACUUGAUGAAAAGGAAAAGGCAGAAAAAGAAGCAGAUGAUACAGCAAAUACAGCAUUAACAGCAGUUGAGUCGAUAAAACAAAAUUUGGAUGAAGCAAAAACGAAAGUACAAGAUGUGAAGACAAAGGCAGAAAGCGUGUCACAAACAGCAGUAGCGGCGAAGUAUGCUCAAAUGAAAGCAGAAAUAGCAGCCGAAGUAGUAAAAGCAGAAAGAGCAAAAGAAAAAGCAAAUGAAUCUGUAAGUGCAGCAAAUAAAGCAAAAACUGAAGCUGUAGAAUUAGCGUUAGAAUCGAAGCAAGUAGAAAUAUCAGACAAAUCAAAAGCUGAAAAGGUAGAAACGGCAAAAAUAUCAGUAGAAAAUUACUCAAAAAAAGCGGAUGAAGCAAAGGAUAAAGCAGAAAAAGCAGCAAAAGAUGCUAAAGAAGCAGAAAAAGAUGCUGAAGCAAAAGGAAAAGGAGAAGAAAUGCUAAAGGAUGCAAAGUCUAAGGCACAACAAGCAUCACAAGAUGCGGAAGCAGCACAAAAAGAAGCAUCACAAGCUGCAGAAGAAGCGAAGAAAGCACUCCUAGAAACUCAAAUAGCAGCAGAAAUAGUAAAAGCAGAAGCAUCAAAAGAAAAAGCAAUCAAAGAUGCAUUAAAAGCUGGAGAAGCAAGAAAACGGGCAGAGGAUGCCGCACAAAAGGUAAAAACAAACACAAAGGCACAGGAAGCAGCAAGUAAUGCAAAAAAACAAGAAGAAAUAGCUCUGAAAGCAAAAGAAAAUGCAGACAAUGCAGUAAAAGAAGCAGAAUCUGAAAACACUGUAAGUGAAGAAAUAUUACAAAAAAUAAGAGACAAGGCACAAAAUGCGUUAAGAGCAGCAAUUGACGCUCAAGAUGCUAGAAUACGAGCGGAAAUAUCAGCAGAGAUAGCAAAAGCACAAGCAGCAAAAACAGAAGCUGAUGAUGCAAAUUUAGCAGCAGAUAAGGCAAAAAAGGAAGCACAGAAAGUAGCAGAAGAAUCUAAAUCAGCAGAAGCUAAAAAGGCAGCAGAAGAAGCAGAAAAGGCGGCAAAAGAAGCAGAAAAGGCAGCAGAAGAAGCAAAAACAGAAGCUAAUUUAGCAGACCAAAAGGAACAAGAAGCAGAAAAAAAAGUAACAGAUGAAACAAUUGAAAUGACAGAAGAUGCAGUAAAGGCAGUAGAAGAACGGGCUAACAAAGCAGUAGAAGCGGCACGAAAAGCAAUAAAAGCAAAAAUAGUUGCAGAAAUAGAAACAGAAGUAACCAAAUCAGAAGCAGCAAAGGCAGAAGCCGAAACAGCAAUGAAACAAACUGAAGAAAUUGCAAAAAGGGUAGAAACUAAAGUGAAAGCGAAAGUUGAAGCGAAAAAUGCUGCGGAUACAGCAAAAAGUAAAGCAAAAAGAGCUGAGGAAUUGGCAAAGGAAGUAUCAGAAAAGGCGAAAGAAGCAAAAGAAGAAGCAGAGAAAAAUGGAGAUAAGGAAGAGAAAAAGGCAGAUAUAUCAUCGAAAAUGAGUUCUAUAAAAGAAAAAACAUUAGAAGCGAUAAAAGCAGCCGAGGAUGCAAAAAAGCAAAACGAAGUAGCAGAAAUAGCAGAACUCGUGGGAAAAGCAGAAGUGGCAAAUGAUAAAGCAAAGAAAGCAGUUACUGCAGCAGAAGAGGCAAAGAAUGCUGCAAUCAAAGCAGCUGAGGAAGCAGAGAAGGAAAAGAAGAAAGCAGAAUCAGCAGAGAAAGACGCACAUAUGGCAAAAGAAGAAGAACAAGAAGCAAUUAAGAAGGCAAAAGAGGCAUCGGACGAAGCAGUUACAGUGCAAGCUCAAUUAUUAAUAGCAGAAGAAGAAUUAAAGAAAGCUAAAGACGCAACAACAAUGGAAUCAUUGAAAGAAGCUAAAGCAAAAUCUCUUGAAGCAGUAAAGGAGGCUGAAAAAAAAGCACAAGCAGCAGAAGAGGCAUCGAAGUACGCAAAAGAAAAGGCAAAGAAAGUGGGAGAGGCUGCAGAGAGAGCAAAAAAGGAAGCGGAAGAAUCGUUGAGGAAGAAAAAUCUAGGAGUACUAGAUAUUGUAAAAAAAUAUUCACGGGAAAGUUACAAUGCAGUAGACAGUGAUGAAAAGGAACAUGGAGAAACAGAAGAACAAGAAAAGGAAGAGAAGGAAGAAGAGGAAGAGGAAGAAGUAGAAGAGGAAGAAGUAGAAGAAGAAGCAGAAGAAGGGGAAGAGGAAGAAGAAGCGGACGAAGAUGAAGAUGAGGAGGAGCCAGAGGCGGAAAGAAAAGAAGAAAGGCAAAAUAGUGACCUAGAAACUGGGGUAGAAACUGGGGUAGAAACUGAGGUAGAAACUGGGGUAAAAACUGGGGUAAAAACUGGGGCAGAAAAUGAACAUAAACAAUCCCAAGAACAAAUUACCAAAACAAUAAAUGAUACCAAUGCCCACACGAUCCUGGACAACAACCAUAAAAAUUUAGUGAAUGUUAAAAAGCUAGCUGAUGAAUUAACAAAAAAUAUAAUUAGCACAAUGAAUGGAGAUACUGAAGUUACAGAUGCCUUAAAAAACUUCGCUCAAGAUGUGAAUCAAUUUCUAUUGAACAUCUGA
Molecule: messenger RNA, 3825 nt
Organism: Plasmodium gonderi
Lineage: Eukaryota; Apicomplexa; Aconoidasida; Haemosporida; Plasmodiidae
Product: merozoite surface protein 3
Exons: 1
Coding region: 1-3825 (1274 amino acids)
Source: RefSeq, a predicted model, not a curated record